Pundamilia nyererei is the source of this 957-nucleotide messenger RNA. It is a transcript of the gene rnaset2, whose product is annotated as ribonuclease T2. Bases 165 to 839 code for a protein of 224 amino acids. Gene Ontology annotation, biological process: RNA catabolic process. The transcript is spliced from 9 exons. Lineage: Eukaryota; Metazoa; Chordata; Actinopteri; Cichliformes; Cichlidae. Gene Ontology annotation, cellular component: extracellular region. The record is from RefSeq and is a predicted model, not a curated record. Gene Ontology annotation, molecular function: ribonuclease T2 activity; RNA binding.
GGUAGGUAGUGACGCGAUGUGGAACAUAAACAACAAACAAUGGGCUGUCGGUUAUAGAUCGUGUGAAGUACUUUAACCGACAGAAGCUAUUUGUUCGGGAAACUGUUUCACAUUUGAGAACUAUUGCGAGUUUCGGCUGUGACGUAUUUGACGCAAGGACAACCAUGAGGCUCUGCUACCCCUUAUUGAUAUGCCUGGUCCUAACCAUGUCCUCAUCUUUCAUAAUUUCAUCCAAACACAUGUGGACCAAAAUGAUCCUCACCCAUCACUGGCCAACCACUUUCUGUUCGAUGGAGCACUGUCAAAGCAACAUUAGCCAGUGGACACUACAUGGAUUCUGUCAGGACCUGCUCCCAGACAUGAAGACGAGUUGGCCUGACUUGUUUGAUCCCUUGUCUAAUGACUUCUGGAAAUAUGAGUGGAAGAAACAUGGUACGUGCGCAGCCAAAGCCAUUUCUCUGAACAGCCAACAUAAAUACUUCAGCAAGGCACUGGAUCUGUAUCAUACACUGGAUUUGGACAGCAUCCUGAAGAAGUUUUCCAUCACGCCUUCUCCACAAUACUAUAAUUUUUCAUACAUUGAAGGAGUAAUAGAAAACUUCUACCACGUCAAACCUAAGAUCCAGUGUGGCCAUUCAACAAAGAAUGACAGUUUCCAGGUUUUGGGGCAAAUUGAGUUGUGCUUCAACAGUAGUUUCGCCCUGAUGGACUGUGAGAAACAAGUUUCCACGGAAUCUGAUCCUGAUAGAGGUUGGGACUAUCCCAUGAAUGUUGACAAGGGAUCAGGGUUAUCUGUGUGCAACCACGAUGUGCCAGUUUACUAUCCACCUGUUGAAUAAUACAAAAAACCCAAUAUUUUCACAAAUUGAAAUUGAACAACACACUAUGAUGAUGAUUCUUUUUUUUAUUCGAAUGCAUUUAAAUUCUAACUGUGACUUGAAUAAAAACUGCCUUUGA